AUGGACGUCCCAGCGUCUCUUCUUCAUGCUGGACAGACUAUUUCUCGCCCAUCCCGCCAGUCUUCCUACGAUGGAUUUCUCUCGCCAUCGUCGGCAGCGUUCAAGGCCACCUCCGAACCCUGUCGACGGAUCGUAUCGUCAGAGGCAUCCCAAGAUCACCAAGAUGCCCUCUCACAGACUACAGAAUCGCAGAUCCCGGACAAACACAGACUCCUCAUCGAGGCAUUGAGGCAGCGUUUCCCAGAUGGCGUACCAACGGAGGAUCCCAACGAAUUCAUUCCUAUUUCUUUUCACGACGUGCCUCCUGAUCUCCCACCCACUGAUCUUGUUCCUGGAGACGAGCUCGCGGUCCCCAAGCGUGCAUCGCUCAAGCAGAUGACUUUGACUGCCUGGAGUAAAUUGAGCACUCGAUUUGCCUCGCGUCCUGUCGAGGAGCCUCGUUCGAGGCCAGUCAUCUCUAGUCCACAGCUUAUCGAAGCAUGCUCUGUCAAAACACCACGCUCUGUGGUCUCUCCAUCUCCUGUGGACCGCUACUUUCAGCACUACGCCGGAAUUGGCCCUCCGCCACCCUUGCCUUCACCCUAUGACCGUCCUUUGUCUAGGGCAGCAAGCGAGGCAGUUCACUCACGCCAUUCAAAUUCCCAUUCCCAUUCAUCUUGUCAGCAUUCGCAUCACCGAGUCAUCACAGAGAUCACUCGACCUCCAAAGGGAGAACCUACUGAUGUUCCUACGACGAAGCUACCCGCCAAGGACUCGGCGGUGCCUGCGAGUCCAACUUCUAUGCUUCCAACAGGAUGGCUACUCCAGAUUAUCACGCCUCUACCAUCCCACUUUUCGAUUACCGCCGACGCAGCUCUAGUGACAGCGGUUUCUCAUCCCAAAAUUUCACUCAGAGGCGUCUUUGGCUAUUUCAAGCGCAUAAUUCAUUUUCAAGACCCCGCAGAGAGCCUCUUUGCACUUGGAUUUAUUGCUGGCCCGCAGAACUGGCUCAUCGGCGGGUUUUACCUAACCCAAUUCUAUGAGAAGCAUGCAAACCCAAGCAAACUCCGCAUUUGGGUGGAUAAGCAAGUCCAGCAUCAGCGGGAUACCAUUUCCACCAGGGACAGGACCGACGGAGAAGAAUUACUCGUGAGGAUUGAACGAGCUUCCUCUGGUCUCACGUCAGAGUCGUUUGAGGCUGGGAAACGGACCGCGACCAAUAGUGACGGCAGCAGGCUAGUUAGUGGCCCUUCUGGUCCGACUGACGCAGACAGUCUUGCCGUCGAAGUCAGCGCUGCGGAAACUAGCCAUUCUGUCAUGGUACUUCCUACCCACUUUCGCUCUUCACGCGCAAUAUGGACCGGUGCUACUACCGUGUACCCAAAGAGAAGAUCAAUUCUCGAUCUCGUUCAGCAAGCCUCAAACUACAAGCAACUGAAAAAGGGCGCCAACGAAGCUACCAAGACUCUCAACCGAGGCAUCGCAGAGUUUAUCGUCCUGACGGCUGAUACCGAGCCUAUUGAGAUUUUGAUGCACCUUCCUCUUCUUUGCGAAGACAAGAACGUGCCAUACAUCUUCCUUCCGUCCAAAGCAGCCUUGGGACGUGCCUGCAACGUUACACGACCUGUCAUCGCCGCGAGUGUUACCACGAGCGAAGCACAGGAGCUCGCGAGCCAGAUUCGCACUAUUAAGAACGCAAUCGAAAAAGCCAUGAUCUAA
Molecule: messenger RNA, 1698 nt
Organism: Serendipita indica DSM 11827
Lineage: Eukaryota; Fungi; Basidiomycota; Agaricomycetes; Sebacinales; Serendipitaceae
Source: the annotation of a GenBank genome assembly